This is a messenger RNA of Oldenlandia corymbosa var. corymbosa, 637 nucleotides long. The record is from the annotation of a GenBank genome assembly. NCBI's taxonomy places the organism in Eukaryota, Viridiplantae, Streptophyta, Magnoliopsida, Gentianales, Rubiaceae.
GAAGAAUUUAAUCUUUACUCUACAAACGUCAAAUUGGGUUUUCUCACCACAUUUGAAACGUAGUCAAUUUAGUUCAUACGCUAAUAAGGACUACUUUCAUUAAUCGAGAGGAUGGCAGCAUCAUUAUUAACUACACGAACGGUUUUCUCCGUCCUCCCCCUGAUUGUGUUAGUAGUCCUUGCAAUAUUUUCAACACCUUCUGAUGCUACUUUCGUAAAAGAUAGAGCGAUUAGAAAAGUUCCCAUACAAACGCCACCAUUUUUCGGGAACGAUGAUACCAGUAUCGGCAAUGGCAGCAUGAAAGGGGAUGAUCCCCAAUGCGCACAUAAUCCUCAAAACUGUCGUCCUUCCCCAUCUGGAAACCCUUACCGUCGAGGCUGCUCGCCACUGGAACGUUGUCGGUGUUGCCGGAGAAUGUUGCUGGAAGAUCAACUUCAGAUGUAAUCUAGAGUUGCAUGACUAUUUGACCACGUCGAAAGCUCUUCGGUAGAAAUGAAUCAAUGGAUUGAUUAACUGCAUUCUUGUAACUUUGUAGGAGGAUAUAAUUCAAUAUACCCUAUUAUUAUUAUUAUUAUUCCAUUCUCAUCUUUUUGUUUUUUGUGUACUAACAAAUGAAUCUAUUUAAAAGUUACUACUA